CCACGCCUCUCCUCUGAUGUGAGCAGAGCAGAGACCGUGAAUGCAACAUUAAUGUGUGUCACAUGACAGGCCAGCCUCUCCGACUGAUCUGAAACACAUCUAAUAAUCAUGCCGACCACUCAGCAGUCUCCCCACGAUGAGCAAGAGAAGCUUCUGGAUGAAGCUGUGCAGGCUGUCAAGGUCCAGUCUUUCCAGAUGAAGCGAUGCCUGGACAAGAACAAGCUGAUGGAUGCUCUGAAGCAUGCCUCUAAUAUGCUGGGUGAGCUGAGGACCUCCAUGCUGUCUCCUAAGAGCUACUAUGAGCUCUAUAUGGCUAUCUCGGAUGAACUUCACUACCUUGAAGUUUAUCUGACUGAUGAGUUCGCCAAGGGACGCAAGGUGGCUGAUCUGUACGAGCUGGUCCAGUAUGCAGGAAACAUCAUUCCCAGACUCUACCUGCUGAUCACGGUGGGUGUGGUGUACGUCCGCUCCUUCCCACAGUCUCGUAAAGACAUCCUGAAGGACCUGGUGGAGAUGUGUCGUGGUGUCCAACACCCACUCAGAGGCCUCUUCCUCAGAAACUACCUGCUGCAAUGCACCCGCAACAUCCUACCCGAUGAUGGAGAACAGACCGAGGGAGGAGAGGAGAUGACCGGCGACAUCAACGACUCCAUCGACUUUGUCCUCCUGAACUUUGCAGAAAUGAACAAGUUAUGGGUAAGAAUGCAGCAUCAGGGUCACAGCCGAGACCGAGAGAAGAGAGAAAAGGAACGGCAAGAACUUCGGAUCCUGGUGGGCACCAACCUCGUUCGCCUGAGCCAGCUGGAGGGGGUCAACGUGGAAAAGUACAAACAGAUCGUUCUUCCUGGAGUGUUGGAGCAGGUUGUGAACUGCAGAGACUCGCUGGCUCAGGAGUAUUUAAUGGAGUGUAUCAUUCAGGUUUUUCCAGACGAGUUUCACCUUCAGACCUUGAACCCGUUCCUGCGCUCAUGUGCUGAACUCCACCAACACGUCAACGUGAAGAACAUCAUCAUUGCCCUGAUCGACAGACUGGCUCUGUUUGCUCAUCGAGAAGACGGUCCAGGAAUCCCAGCUGAGAUCAAACUGUUUGACAUCUUCUCUCAGCAGGUGGCCACCGUCAUCCAGUCUCGCCAGGACAUGCCCUCAGAGGAUGUGGUCUCGCUACAAGUCUCGCUCAUUAACUUGGCCAUGAAAUGCUACCCUGACCGAGUCGACUAUGUAGACAAAGUCCUAGAGGGAACUGUGGAGAUUUUCAACAAACUCAACUUGGAACACAUAGCAACAAGCAGCGCAGUGUCAAAGGAACUCACCCGACUGUUGAAGAUCCCUGUGGAUACCUACAACAACAUACUGACGGUGCUGCAGCUCAAACACUUUCCUCCGCUCUUCGAGUACUUUGACUACGAGUCACGUAAGAGCAUGAGCUGCUACGUUCUGAGCAACACGCUGGACUACAACACCACCAUCGUGGCACAGGAACAGGUGGAUGCCAUCCUGAACUUGGUAUCUACGCUGAUCCAGGACCAGCCAGACCAGCCAGCUGAUGACCCCGACCCCGAGGACUUUGCGGAAGAGCAGAGCCUUGUGGGUCGUUUCAUCCACCUGCUCCACUCUGAAGAUCCUGAUCAGCAGUACCUUAUUUUGAACACCGCCAGGAAACAUUUUGGUGCGGGUGGAAACCAAAGGAUCCGUUACACCCUGCCUCCUCUGGUGUUUGCUGCCUACCAGCUGGCCUUCAGAUACAAAGAGAACUCCUCAUUGGAUGACAAGUGGGAGAAAAAGUGCCAGAAGAUCUUUUCCUUCGCUCACCAGACCAUCAGUGCACUUAUCAAGGCAGAGCUCGCCGAGCUUCCGCUGCGACUCUUCCUGCAGGGGGCGCUGGCUGCAGGAGAGAUCGGCUUUGAGAACCAUGAGACAGUGGCCUACGAGUUCAUGUCACAGGCCUUCUCUCUGUACGAGGAUGAGAUCAGUGACUCCAAAGCCCAGCUGGCAGCCAUCACACUCAUCAUCGGUACCUUUGAGCGGAUGCGAUGUUUCAGUGAAGAAAACCACGAGCCGCUGAGGACUCAGUGUGCGCUGGCUGCCUCCAAGCUGCUGAAGAAGCCGGACCAGUGCCGAGCCGUCAGUAUCUGUGCUCAUCUCUUCUGGUCGGGCCGCAGCACCGACAAGAACGGGGAAGAGAUCCGUGAUGGUAAGCGUGUGAUGGAGUGUCUAAAGAAAGCUCUGAAGAUUGCAAAUCAAUGUAUGGACCCAUCACUGCAGGUCCAGCUGUUCAUUGAAAUCCUCAACAGAUACGUCUGUUUCUACGAGCGGGAAAACGAUGCGGUGACGGUCCAGGUAUUAAACCAGCUGAUCCAGAAGAUCAGGGAAGAUCUCCCCAACCUGGAAGCCAGUGAAGAAACUGAGCAGAUCAACAAACACUUCCACAACACACUGGAGCAUCUCCGCCUGCAGAGAGAAUCCCCCGAGUCUGAGGGCCCCGCCUACGAGGGCCUGGUCCUUUAAAACUGUUCCCCAUUCUUCUGAGUAUUCAGCUGUAGGCCAGGAAUAAAAAUAAAUGUCCAGAAGAGCUUAAAGAAGUCGCUCAUUUCCUCCUCACUGUCUUUCACUAGCACACAGUUCCUGAAGCAGCUUGGCGGUGUAACAUUGUUAGGAAGCGUGUGCCAACACCACUGCACCGUGUCCCCGAGGCAUAGGCACCCAUCCUUGAUCAAUUCUUAUUUGACCAAUCUAUGUUAACCUUUACUUUUGUACGUUUUAGUCUCAUAAUCUGAUUUGGGUUUGUCCCUGCUAUUUUUUUUUCUCAUCAUUCCAUGAGGAGAGUGGUCGUUUUCACUAUGCGAAUGAAGUCUGCAGAGUCAGAUGGUGGCGUGUUCGCCGUGGAGUAAUCAGGAAGUGCUGUUCAGUAGGCGGAGUUUGUGUUAAGUUUGAAACAGGUGAAGAUCGCUUAAACAGAAGCAUGUGCAAACAUUUAGUACGUUUACAUGCAGUUGGAAAAGUCAUCAGGUUAGUGCAACUAAAACUGAACUUUUAAGAUGCAUGUAAGCAUUUUAGCCCAGUUGAAAUCGCACUAAAGUAAAGUUCUCAAAGAUGGACUAACCUGUGUCCACAAGUUCUGUCCAAGCCACGGUUUUGUUCUGAAUGUUGGCACGUGCACUCGCACUCUCACUCUCAUUGAGAUUUAAAGGGUCAUAUCUAUAAGCAUCCUGGUGAAGACAGUUAAGUUACAAAGUUAGAAACAAAAAUGAGUAGCCAUACAAACAAAAUUUCAAACACAUGAAUAUGAUUAAAGAGCUAACAAGUAAAAUAGCAAGGUCAGCUACAAUCAAAAUGCAUCAUUCAAAACAUCUACAGCCAGAUGUGUCUGCCUCCAAGUCAUUUAACUUCCUCUUAAAAUGUACCAUACUCAUCUACUGUGCCCUAAUCCACUUGAAGAGGAGGUCUUGAGCUCUAUUCAUGUGGACUUGGGCAUGGCAAGCAGGAGAUGUGAAUGCAAUCGUGCCAGAGUACAGGCUAGUCGUCAGCGAGUAGAUCUGUAAAGGCAAAUUUAAACAUCACCUGUUUCUUCAAAAACUGUUGUGUACCAGACUUUGUGCGUGCCCAAGUCUGCUCAGGCACGAAACAAUGUAAUGUGAAAGCAAACUAGUGAAUGGGUAGGUGCAACUGUGCUCGGGCAUAGUAAGAAACAAUCAGGUUAAUGUGAAUACACCCAAAGAGUACAACAUGCAAACAGCAUGUUACUUUGUCUUUCCAAGGUUGAUUCGUGGUUCAUUUUCUUCAUUUUUGGCAGUCUGUACAUAUUGUUUUAUUUUGAAAUUGGCCCAAUGAUCAGUGCAUUCUCAUGUCUGACUUCCUGUUUGUGUUGAUCUGCUCUAUGUUGACUAAUGCCGGCUCUGUUUGUAUCUUAAGCAGAGAAGAGUGGAGCUGUGCCGGGGACGGAUCUGUGCUCUGUAAACUCAAAGAUUGACUAAAAUGGGUGAUGCUAGCCUUACUACUUGCAGUUAAGUCGACUCUUCCUGGUGGCUUGAAUACUGGGAGAGUCGUGCAGUUAGCCUGACUUUACCAUGCAUGUAAACGUACUGAAUGAAGGUCCCAUUUACAUCUGCCUGGCAUCUUUUUACCUUCUUCCCUGUUGGAUAUAAAGUUACAUUAAGUUUUGCAUGAUCCUCAAAUCUUCCGCUAGCAAAGCUUAAAUGAAAAUACGGUAUUAAUCCAGAUAGGCAUCAUAUUUUCAGAAGAUGCUGUCCUUUCAUACUUGUUUGAAUCUGACCAGGUUUGUCUCUCUUGACUCCAUAUUUCCUGUGUUGCUUUAUUUAUGGACUCCUCUUCAUCAGCGGACUGACCUGCUCAGAACUGCAGCAUGUCUUUGUAUGCUUUAUUGUGCAAAAGGUCUGAUUUUUCUCUACAAACCAUCUACUACAUCUGACCAAACAUUUGUCGAUAAGUAAAACGAUGUUAUCAUGGUGAUGCUGUCCUUCCUGAUCCAUCUCUCGUGUAGGAGUUGCACCAGUUCCUCAGGAUUGCUCACUAGUUUCCAGUUGCUUUCAUGGUGUCCAAGUUUGUGUGUAAAGUUUUUGAAAUGGUUCGCUGCAGCCUGACAGUUCCUGCUGAUCUCUCUUUCUAAGCUCUUAUGCUGAUUGUUGAAGGCGGUAUGAGCACUUUCUCUCCCCUAAUGAAACCUAUGUAAACCCACUUGUGAAUCAGAUCAAGAAAAUGCAGAUUAUAGCAAUUAUUGUUGUCACUUGCUGAAAUAAAAUUGAAAUUAACAAUG
Molecule: messenger RNA, 4771 nt
Organism: Cheilinus undulatus (humphead wrasse)
Lineage: Eukaryota; Metazoa; Chordata; Actinopteri; Labriformes; Labridae
Gene: vps35
Product: VPS35 retromer complex component
Exons: 17
Coding region: 109-2505 (798 amino acids)
Biological process (GO): intracellular protein transport; retrograde transport, endosome to Golgi
Cellular component (GO): late endosome; retromer, cargo-selective complex; retromer complex
Source: RefSeq, a predicted model, not a curated record